AUGCAAUCCUUCCGCCACCUCCGCCCGGUGGUCCGGACCUCAUGGGCGUCCUCGCGACGCACCUAUGCCAACCAAACCCCCGGUAAUCCAGUGCUAGAAAUCUUCAACCGCAAGACAAAACACCUCCAAAAAGACCGUGCAGCGCAGAAUGUCGAAGAGAGCCGAAAGGUCGACUACCUAAAGGACGAGGUCGCUACGCGGCUAUGUGAACGUCUUCUGGAUAUAAAACGAACUUUCCCCAAUGUUCUUGACCUCGGCGCAAACAGCUGCAACAUUGCGCGUGCUCUAACAACCCCAAUCCCGGACCUAGACGCUUCGCCAGACGCCGCAACAACCAUAACCCCAGAGGGCGCAACAAUCUCAUCAGGAGGAGACACAACAACGCUCGCAGACCGAAUAAACAACCUCACUUGCAUCGACACCUCCCCGGCCCUACUUCACCGCGACGCCGAUCUCCCCUUCAACAAGCUCCUCCCUAUUACGCGCAAAGUAAUCCCAGACCUCGAAACCCUCCCCUACGAGCCCGAAACCUUUGACGCCGUCCUUUCCUCGCUCUCAAUGCACUGGAUAAACGACCUCCCGUCCCUCCUCGCCCAAGUAAAUUCGAUCCUGAAACCCGACUGCCCGUUCAUCGCUACGAUGUUCGGCGGUGAUACGCUCUUUGAACUACGGACCUCAUUGCAGCUUGCUGAUCUUGAGCGGAGGGGCGGAGUCUCGCCACAUGUCUCCCCGCUUGCGGAUGUACGAGAUGUGGGCGGGUUACUGACGAAGGCGGGAUUUAAGAUGCUUACUGUUGAUGUGGAGGACAUUGUGGUGGAGUAUCCAGAUACCUUUGCGUUGAUGGCAGAUUUGCAAGCGAUGGGGGAGAACAAUGCGAUUGUACAGCGGGAGCAAGGGCCGAUCUCAAGAGACGUUCUGUUGGCUAACGAGGCGAUCUAUCGCGAGCUGCAUAUGGAAGAGGGGAGCCGCGGGAUCCCUGCGACUUUCCGGUUGAUUUAUAUGAUUGGAUGGAAGGAAGGAGAGGGACAGUCCCAGCCGUUGACGAGGGGCAGUGGGGAUAUGAAUCUCAAGGAUAUUUUGGGUGGUGGUGAUUUCAGGCCAUAA
Molecule: messenger RNA, 1104 nt
Organism: Aspergillus puulaauensis
Lineage: Eukaryota; Fungi; Ascomycota; Eurotiomycetes; Eurotiales; Aspergillaceae
Exons: 2
Coding region: 1-1104 (367 amino acids)
Biological process (GO): mitochondrial respiratory chain complex I assembly
Cellular component (GO): mitochondrion
Molecular function (GO): S-adenosylmethionine-dependent methyltransferase activity
Source: RefSeq, a predicted model, not a curated record